CCAGCAAUCAGCUGUCACCGCGCCGUGUGUGUACGUUCCCAGUCCCGUUCCGGGCCGUUCUACGAAAUUCAUCAGGUAGCCGAGGUCGGGCCGACGGCGUGUCGACAGUACGGAGUCGCAAGACCAACGCACCCGCAGCGGCGGUCCGGUGGACGACAGCGGACGGGUGUGCGGCGCCAGCGGUUGCCAGUGCGAACUGUCCGAGGCCGGCGGUCGCCCGCGGAGGUGAUGUUGUUGCGUAAGAAUCUGUUCGUUCUGCUGAUACUGCUAGCGCACGACGGUGGCAGCGUCGAGGGCAGCACGCACUGGCUGCUCAACACCGACGGUCUAAUUAUACCGCAGCUCUCGUCGCCGUUCUACCUGCGCCGAUCGUAUGAUCUGAUCGCAUUUCUGAACCAGCAUGUGUACAAGCAGAAAAUAGAUCUCAUCAUCGGGGAGCUGCUGGCGAUCAAGUCGAAUCUGACGGCGAAAAUGAACAAUCUCGACCAGUACACGAACGAGCUGACGAGCAAGAUCGGCUGCAUACCAGACUACUACCUCGACGAGUCGGACAUCCUCAGCACGAUCGUGAACCCCAGCUACGUCAGCCGGAUAGGCAAGCUGACCGAGAAAGAGGGACCGGCGAGCUUUGCCGUACCAAGCACGGCGCGCCAUAAAUCGGGGGACUCGGCGUCACCCGGAGAGCCGCCCCGGUUGCACCGGCCGUCCGCCUCGCUGCAGGUCCCCAAGUGUACCGAGUUCAUGCCGCUCGACGUGAGCGUGGCAGCGUUCGACCACCUGGAGGGUGUGCACAACCGGUCCCGGCUGCGGAUGGCCCCGGAGGAGGUGCUGAUGAGUCUGGAGUACAACAUCCCGAAGCUGCUGACGGACGGGCUGCGGUGGAAUCCGGGCUCGUGGAAGAUGCACACGAUCGCGUCCUACUACUGGCGGCUCAAGGGGAACGCCCCGGAAGCGAUGGAGUGUGCCCGGCGCGCCGUUACGCUAGCACCGCGUCCCUUCAAGGACAUUGCGCUGCUUAGCCUUGGCACGAUACUGCAGCGAUCGCAACACCUGAACGACUCGUUGCUGGUGCUGCUGGCCGCCGUUGAGCAUGACGCGACCGAACCGGAAAAUCAGCUCGCACUCGGCAACACGUAUAUGCUGCUGUCCGAGUUUAACCGCAGCUUCGAGGCGUACCGCGUCACCGAGAGCCUCAGCCGGCUGUACUCGAAGCAGAUCAACUACAUCAAGAAGUCGGUCAACUGCUUCAAGGAUCUGAAAAUUAAUCUGCUCAAGAUGGAAAGUCUCCUGCAGGAUAUUAUCCCGGGACUGGAACUAUACGGGGCGCUACAAAAGGAAUUCGACGAGUACCACGAAAAGCUGGACCGUGAACAGGCUCCCCUGAAGACGCGCGUGUUCGACGAGAGCUACAGCCACCAGGUAGACUUUUUAAUACAGCGGAGCCAAAUCUGCACCACGCGGUUGGCAAAGGAUAAGGGCGAACCGGUUGUGUCCUGCGAUUUCAUCUCGGAUGUGCAAAUGUUAAUGGAAGACUUUGCCGUCGAGAUACUGAAUAAUUACGUUGACCUGAAACGAGAGCUCAUCAACACCUACAAAAUCAACUCUCUCGGUAUCUAUAAGAAAGUUUUCGUCGAGCAUUUUUAGCAACAGUUUUUUUUAUUUUACUGGUAUGGCUUUUGCCAACGGGUGACGUCCGUCUAAAAUUUCCAUUAUGUACUAUGUUUUUGUGAAACGUAUAUGGUUCGAUUUUCUUACGCGUUCCUUUUGGUACGGCAAUGUUUGGGAAAAAAUAAACCGAUGUGCGUGCAUCGUAUGAGUUUAAUGAAAUCGAAUGCUAGAUUAAUUUCUUUCAAUUUUUCCUUGGCAUUAUUUAAUCACGUGAGCGGCCCUGAGAAAUGCUUGAUUUUCCACAUGGCUAAGACUGCUCGGAUUGGUAGUUUAGUAGGGGGCGCUUAGAGGCUAGUUUUUUUAUUUACCUUUUUGAUACGUUAAUUGCCUGCGCUUAUGAGGAAGUGAACUUUGUUGGUCAAACCUGUUUCCUGUAUUUGUGUGAGUGCUACGGUAAUCUAAUUAGCCGCGCUACGUACAUAGAUUUUGCAUUGUGUUGUUCAAUUUUCCUGGGCUGAUCAUUGAAAGGUUUCCCAUCUGUCCUCGUGUUACGUGUGUGUUGCGCGAGUUAGUAAAGGUAGGCUGCGAUCGCCGUAAGUUACUGGGCUUCCCUCGCUAGCAGUGUCGGUUACUGCUUCCCGUCGGUCGUCGUCCUGAUAGUCCCUACUCUCAACUGUCUCUGAACGCUGAACCUAGGUCUCCACUCUGGCAAAUAGAAUUUGAGCUUACUAAUGUUGGGUUUGUUGACAGCGUUACUUGUAUGGUUACUUCUGCACUAUGUGCACCGGGCUCUGUUUGCUAUGAACACCAAUGGAACGUGGGAGUUGAAGCAAAAUGUUUCUCAUCAUACGGUGCACCCUUCUUUGAGCUAAAUUAUUGUCGAAAUCAAACAAACAAUCCCAAGCACUAUGCUGCUGAGAACAAACAUUACUAUUACCGUCGAAACAAAUGCAAACUUUGUGCAAAUGAAUGUGUUGUGAUAAUUUUUAUCUUGAUAAUAAAAUGUUCGC
This is a messenger RNA of Anopheles cruzii, 2618 nucleotides long. RefSeq names its product tetratricopeptide repeat protein 17. The transcript is spliced from 4 exons. Gene Ontology annotation, cellular component: actin cytoskeleton; cytoplasm. The coding region runs from base 229 to 1644 and encodes 471 amino acids. Gene Ontology annotation, biological process: actin filament polymerization. Gene Ontology annotation, molecular function: protein binding. NCBI's taxonomy places the organism in Eukaryota, Metazoa, Arthropoda, Insecta, Diptera, Culicidae. The record is from RefSeq and is a predicted model, not a curated record.